This is a messenger RNA of Hemicordylus capensis (graceful crag lizard), 7661 nucleotides long. Its product is annotated as 7-alpha-hydroxycholest-4-en-3-one 12-alpha-hydroxylase-like. The record is from RefSeq and is a predicted model, not a curated record. The coding region runs from base 5337 to 6878 and encodes 513 amino acids. Lineage: Eukaryota; Metazoa; Chordata; Lepidosauria; Squamata; Cordylidae. Gene Ontology annotation, molecular function: sterol 12-alpha-hydroxylase activity; iron ion binding; heme binding. The transcript has a single exon.
CUCUCAAUUUUAUUUUGCCAUAACCUAAAUAUUUUAUCAGGGAUUUCCACAGGAAUUGCUUGAAAUAAAAAACUCUAUUGUCCCAUAACCACAUUACUCACCAUUGCAUUCACACCGACAAAUACAAGAAGGGCUAACCCAGCAUACACUGUGUUUUACAGGAGCUCCACUCCAAUGUUUACCAAUCUGUUUUCUAAUACACUUCUGUUGAGUUUUAAAGAACUGUUUGGGGCAGGAUACAAAGGCCUCCCACUGAUGUACCAGAAUGGAGCUACCCAAAUGAUACUUGACCUCUGGCGCCAGCUGUAGGACUCCAGGCUAUUGGCCUUAAUAAUCCAAGCUUGGGAAGGUGAGUCUGCGAAAGAGACCUGCUGGGUCUAGAAUAUUAAGUGCUAGGGCUAUAGAUUCUCAGGCAACGUGUGUCCUUAAUUUUCUUAAAGCAGGAUAUAUGAAUUUAAUUACCUUUAAUGUUAAGGGGCUAGGAACACCACAAAAAAGAACCCAAAUCCUUAGAUAUUUAAAGAGACAAAAUGUAGAUGUGGCCUUCCUACAAGAAACACAUAUGGCAGAAAAAGACAUUCACAGGCUUAAACAGAGCUGGGUGGGCCAUUUGGGGGGGGCUGGGUCCUCUUCCAAAUCAAGAGGGGUGGCAAUCCUAGUUCACAAACACAUCAUGUUCAACCCCCUUAAUGUAGAGGCGGACCCCCUAGGAAGAUAUAUCAUUAUGGAAGCCCAGAUUGGGCCCCAAAUCAUCCUAUUGGCUAAUGUGUUUGCCCCCAAUCAGGAUUGCCCCUCCUUUUUUGCAGCUUUACACGCUAAGCUUCUGGCAGUAGAACAGUAGCUUAAUUUAUGGAGGAGACUUCAACGAGGUUCUGAACCCCCUAAUGGACAGAAGUACAGGGCAUUUGGUGUUAUCUAAAUCAUGUGUUCUGUUAAACAGUUUAAUGGAAGACCUUAGCCUCUACGAAUGUAUGGAGAUUACUAUACUCCAAAGACAGGAACUUUACUUUCUUAUCAAAAACCCAUAAAGGAAGCUCUACGAUUGACUUCUGCUUCUUGUCCCCAAUUCUGGGGAAACAGGUAAUUGCAUGUGAUAUUGGCCCACUCAUUAUCUCGGACCAUGGGCCUGUGGUAUUAAAAAUACAAUUGACAGGCAUUGGAGACCUGAAGCAGAAACAUUGGAGACUAAAUAAAUUUAUUACAAUGAUUGGAUCUGAAAUUCAAGAGUUUUUGAAGUCUAACAGAAAACCAGAGACUAGCUUGGAACUUCUGAGGGAUACCCUCAAGGCUUACUUAUGAGGCAGAGCUAUAGCCUUUGCUUCAAAAGGAACAGCUCAAGAACAUCAAGGAAUCAGAAGAGAAACUCAAAGCGGCUUGGCGGGAAUAUAAUGCCAACCCGUCCCCUCGUUCCUACUCUAGCCUUCUGAAGCUACAAUAUGAAGUGAAUCUAUUACAUGCCAAGCAGAAUGACUUCCUUCUAGUUUGCUCAAGGCAAACAUUCUGGGAAUCAGGAGAAAAAGCUGCUGCUGGCCUAUAGAAUCAAACAAAUACAAAAUCGCUCCCAUAUAACAGGCAUCAAAGACAGUAAUGGGCAUUUACAUAUGGAUAAUAAGGCAAUUAACUUGGCAUUUGAAAAUUUUUACUUAGCACUAUGUAAUCAUGUCCCCUCUUAUGGUUGUGAAGAGAUCCAGCAAUUCCUAGAUAAAACCCUCACUGAUACACAAGACACUCAUCUUGCCGCACCCAUAUACUUGGCUGAAAUCCAGGAAGCAAUUACAAAAAUUAAACCUGAAAAGCAGUGGUGGCUGGUGACUCCUGGGACUGGGUGGGUGCCAGGCAGGUGGGCAGAACCAAAGUGGGUGGCGCAGGGGUGGAGCAAAACAAAACAAAAGGCUUGUGCAUUUCGAUUCGGGCAAAAAUCAAUUUGUGCCAUAAAAUGGCAAUUUCGGAUGAUUUGUCUACAAAUUGAAACCAGAAUUAGACUCCGAUACUUUUCGUUUACAAACCGAAAUGACCUCCUCUCUGAUCCGAAUUUUGUUUACUUCUGAAAACUCUUCGGAGCUCCAUUUCAGCAUUGCAAUUGCAUUGCAAAUUGUCCUUUUUGUCUCUCCAGCAGCAAAUGACUGAAGGUUUGUCAGAAGGAUUAGCAUAGCAGAAGAUAAGAUAUGCAAAAAGGGACAAAUGAAGACAAUGACAUUCCCUUGGGCGAUUUAGUUAAGAUAAAUGCACUGUAUUGUGAUGCAAUUGUGUGCUGAGAAUGAAAUGAUUAAGUUGAGUUGAGAGCAGCCAAUCCAUUGUCAACUCUGUCUGGGCUGCUGAGAUUGCAAGACUUCCUCCCCCGCCCCCCAUUUUCUCCCUCUUUAUUAUUUUGUGUGUAAUGAUUAAGAUUCCACAUGCCCUGUCUUGUUUGCAUUUAAAAUACCUAAGCCCUUGCAGAAAACAAAACAAAUUAACAAAAUGUCAACAAGGACACCACUCUUCAAGUCUCUUUCAAGGUAUAUGGGAGGCACAAGUUAUUAUGCUUGGUUAAAGCACAAAGCAUACACUUGCUGCUGGGUUAUUAUUAACACACUGGGAAGUAGCUCUUCUUUUACAAUUGGACCAGCUCAGAGUCCACGCAGUAAUAUUUUAAUUUCUGAGCUCUGAUGAGCUUAAUUCCAAGCAGGUAUUCAGUUUCUACACUUACAAGUGGGGCUACCAGAUGUUCGAGGCCAAUGGACUCAAAGGGGCAGCCCUACAAAUAUAAUAUUUAAUAUGAAAUGUCAGUUUGGGUGUUCCACUCAAUUUCCUGGAGAGAUCUUGAAAAACCUUCUUAUUUAGGUUGAAGACCCAAUCAGUUCCAUACUUUGGCUCCUGCCCAGUUGCUAUGUAAUUCCACAUAACUUAAGUUCUCUAAUUGCCUGCCAACACCCAGACUCCCAUGGAAUUGGCCUAAGGGCUGCUUUCUUAGGAAUUGUGAAAGUUGGAGUGUCUUUGGGGCAGAUUUGGGGCAGAACAGUGGCUUGGGUGGAAGUGCCCCAAGGGGUGCCUGCCACCACCCAAACUCCCAUGGAAUUGGCUGCUUUCUUAGGAUUUUUAUUUAUUUAUAUUAUUUUUACAUUUUAUAUCCCGCUCUUCCUCCAAGGAGCUCAGAGCGGUGUACUACAUACUUAAGUUUCUCCUCACAACAACCCUUUGGUUAGGCUGAGAGAGAAGUGACAGGCCCAGAGUCACCCACCUAGUAUCGUGGCUGAAUGGGGAUUUGAACUCGGGUCUCCCUGGUCCUAGUCCAGCACUCUAACCACUACACCACACUUUGUAGUGUGGAGUGUCUUUGGGGCAGAAAGGGGUCUGCUGGGGCAGAACAGUGGGUUGGAACAGUGGAAGUGCCCCAAGGAGUGCCUGCCACAACCCAGAUUCCAAAGGAAUAGGGCAAAGGGCUGAUUUUUUGGUGAUUUGGGGAAGUUUGAGUGUCUUUAAGCUUUUCCCGCAGAGGGAAUGAUGGUGGUUUCAGCAGCCCCAUAACUGCACUUGGAGGGCACUGUUGUGGUGCUGAGUGAGUGGUGGUGUAGUGCACAGAGGGUGCCAACCACCCCCCUGGAUUGCUAACCUAUUGGGGUACUGGGCUUUCUUGUUUCUGAGGUGUUGAGUUUAGAUUCUCUGGUAGUAAAUGAGAUUUAUAAUGAAAACCCAUGAAUCCACUCUCAUAUGCACCAGAGAAUCUACCUCUAGAACAACAAAACCCUGUGCUUCAUGGGUUAGCAACCCAUGUGGGUGGUUGGCAACCUAUGUUCACUACACCGGUACUUGCUCUGGGACACCCCAGUGCCCCCCAAGUGGAGUUAUGGGACUGCUGAAACCUCCAUUAUAGCCUAUGAAGAAAAUCUGAAAGACACGUAAUUUCAUUAAUUCUUUAAAAAAUCAGCCCUUUGCCAAAUUCAUCUGGAAAAAUUGUGGUAGCUUCCUUGCACCAACUGGGCCCUAUCACCAACCACAUUCCACUAUGGGCCACCCCUUUCCCCCCGCAUGAAGCUAUACUUUUCCUGAAACCUCCAUUAUACCCUAUGAGGAAAACCUGAAAGAUGCACAAACUUCAAAAAUUCACCAAAAACCAGCCGUUUGCCCAAUUCCUUUGAAAUUUUUGUGGUAGCUUCCACUCAUUGGAAAAUACAACCCACACCCACUCUUUUGGCCAUGUUACCCAUUUUUUAAUCUGAUUUCAUUUGGAUUCGGAUUUGGAUUAAUUCGGAUACAAAACAAAACUGGGGUGAUUCGGAAGCCUUAAUUUUGGACAAAAUACAAAAUGGGGUUGAUUCGGAUUUGGUACAAAUCAAAACAGAAAAAAUACAAAACGCACAACCCUACUAUCUAUCUAUCUAUCUAUCUAUCUAUCUAUUCCUCUACAAUCAAGAACAUCUGCCGACCAGUAACAGUUGCAUUCCCACUGACUUUAACCAUCACAGGCUCCUCUUCCCUGUCUGCAUAUGGAAUCCCUACUUCCCAAGCACCAUGGUGCUUCUGCUCUGAGAGGCUCCUCCUCGUAUCUGCAUAUGAAAUCCCCUCUGCCCAAUCAGAUGCUUCUGCUCAUGAACUUUCAUGAGAGCUGCCACCCAUGGGGUUAGCCACGGGUACGCCUUAGAGAAUUAUAUAUAGAGAUACUAUGAUAAUGCAUAAAAUCUCCUCAACUUUAAAACUGGACAACCAUCAAAAUCAAGACAAACUUUUUAAUAUGAGGUGGGAACCCUCUGGGGACUAUAUAGAAAAGGGCAAGGAUCCAGUUGAUUGAUUGAUUGAUUGAUUUACCAGUAAAGGAGUAGGGAAGCUUCCCUAGGGCUAGAGGGAGCAGGAGAAAAUGAUCUGUGGCUCCCACAGGGGUGGAAGCAGUGGGGGCCAUGAGAGUGGCAGUUCACCCCACUGCCACAAGCCUCCCCCAGGGUAGCCGAGGGGGUCAGCAGCCUGGUUCAGGUCUCUUCCAUCAUAAUAUAGGAGAUGCGAAUAAACACUGGCAUGCUAUUAAUGACCGAAGGAAGAGGAAAGCCACAGGUGCCUCAUUGUCUCAGAAAUGGAAUGAGGCACUCCCUAUUGAUGACAACACUUGUUCCAAGGAUGAGAUGGAAGUCCUUAUUGUGUGUGUUUGUGAGUGUUUGUACUAUUUGUGUUUGUCUUUUGAUGUUGUGAAAACUGAAUAAAAAGUAUAUGCCAAAAAAAAGAAGAAGAAAUGGAAUGAGGCACUCCCUCCCUGAUCUCCCACAUGAGCAAGUGCUUUAUAAUUAGAGCUGUGGACCUAUAUUUCUUUCAGCUGAGUAUACAUAAGCCUCCAGUAUUCCUUAGUAUACAUAAGCUUCCAGCACACCAAGAUGAAUUUCUGGAAGACUAUCCUUUGUGCUUUCUUAGCCACCCUCUUAGCAACCAUACUUGGUGGGCUCUAUAUGAUGGGAGCAUUCCGCAAGAGGAGACCUAAAGAGCCUCCACUGGACAAAGGCUUCAUCCCAUGGCUAGGAUAUGGGAUAAAUUUCAAGAAGAACCCUGUAGAGUUUUUGGAAAGGAUGCAGAGGAAACAUGGAGACAUUUUCACAGUGCUGGUUGGAGGCAAUUAUUUACAUUUUGUGAUGGACCCGCACACUUAUGGGACUAUAAUAAAAGAGUCAAAAGACAGGCUGGAUUUUGAUACAUUUGCAUCACUUAUAGUAUUUAAUGCACUUGGAUUUCAACCGACUGAAUCUCAUCAUAAGGUUGUGAAAACAAUUAGCAAGAAGUAUCUCCAAGGUAAAAGUCUAGCUGUCCUCAAUCAGGUCAUGAUGGAGAAGUUGAAAAUUGUGAUGUUUCACAGCCAGGGUUCAGGUGAGGGGAAAAGACCUUGGCAGCAGGAUGGAGUCUUCCACUUUAGCUACAAAACCAUCUUCCAAGCUGCUUUUCUGGCUUUGUUUGGUACUGAGCCAGGCCAAGACGUGGAGAGCAAAGAAAACACUAAGGACGACAAAAUAAUACAACCUGGACAGUUGUUUGAAGCUUUUCAGAAAUUUGACCAUUUGUUUCCCCAAAUGGCCCUCGGCAUGCUGGGUCCCCUGGGCAAGAAAGAGUCACAGAGGUUGAAGAAUCUUUUCUGUGACAUGCUGUCUGUAGAAAAGAUAUAUCAAAAGGAAAACAUCAGCAGCUGGGUGGUUGAGCAAGAUCAGCUGAUGGCUGAGACUGGGAUGACAGAGGAGAUGCGCACUCAAUUCCAGCUUCUUCUUCUGUGGGCAUCUCAAGCUAAUACUGGUCCAGCUACCUCCUGGCUUCUUGCAUAUCUCCUGAAACAUCCAGAAGCAAUGAAGGCAGUGAGGGAAGAAGUGUACAAUGUACUAAAAGAGACUGGACAGGAAGUGGAGCCAGGCGGCCCCCUCAUCAAUGUGACCUUGGCUCAGAUAAAGACCCCUCUUCUGGACAGUGCGGUAGAGGAAACUCUGCGCUUGAGAGCAGGUCCUUUUCUGUUUCGAAGUGUGAUGCAGGAUAUGGAUCUUAAAAUGGAUGAUGGGAGAGAAUAUUUUCUCCGGAAAGGAGACCAGCUACUUCUUUUCCCUUUCGUCGGACUGCACAUGGACCCAGAAAUCCACCCUGACCCUCAUACUUUCAAAUAUGAUAGGUUCUUGAACCCAGAUGGUACCAAAAAGGAGUUCUCCAAGAAUGGGAAAAAGCUGAAGUAUCACAGUAUGCCGUGGGGUUCUGGGCCCUCCAUGUGCCCUGGACGAUUCUUUGCCGUAAGUGAGUUGAAGUUGUUUGUGAUCCUGAUGCUCAGCUACUUUGACAUGGAACUGGUUAACGUGGAAGAGGAAAUACCACCGGUAGAUGUCAGGCGCUAUGGGUUUGGGGUCUUUCAUCCUACCUGUGAUAUUCAGUUCAAGUUUCGAGUAAAAUCCUAAGGGGAAAGACGUGUGGCUUUCCUGGCUUUCAUAUUUGCCUAACAUCUCUGUUUGCAGUUAUUUAUUCUAGGAAAACAUUUUAGUUUUUUGGCCAUAAGCCAUAACAAAAUUAAUAUAUCUAUAUCUAGAUUAACAUCUAAGAACAGUACUUGCAUAAGAUGUAUUUCAAUGUAAUUCAUAGCAAGAGCCAUGUUAGAGAGAGAGAGAGAGAGAGAGAGAGAGAGAGAGAGAGAGAGAGGGCAAUGCAUCACGGAGGCAUGGAUGACACACUGGAGGUGCUUGGAGCGCAGAGCUGUGUGUGUGUCAAGCUCAGUCAGAAGUGGCUACGUUGAUGGUACUGCUGCUACGGGUGGGAGUGAUGCUGGAGCUCCAGUUGGGAGCUGCUCCGGACCUAGGAGGAGGAGGAGGAGGAGGAAUGGUGGAGAUCUCUGGCAUGAGAGGGCUGUGGCGGGGUCAAGGUGAGCAAUACAGUACUAGUGCAGAGAUGCUCUGCGCGGGUCAGUCUAGUAUACAAGAAAUCAUUUUUGGUGAGGGAGGCUCUGUGGAGUUUAUUGUUUUUACUGUUUAACAGAAUUUAAGGUUUUAGAUUAGAUUUAUGUGAAAUUUUAUUGUAUUAACUUUUGUAAACCACCUUGGAAUGCCUUAUGAAAAGUUGCAUGAAGGCAGGCAGGAAGAAUACCAUCUGCGCUCGUUGAUUUCAUCUUCAAAGGUUUUGUAAACCACCUUGGGGAUGCAUUAUGAAAGGCAGUAUAAAAAUUGAACAAUAAAUAAAUAGAAAAAUAA